AUGUCUUCUUUCAAUCCUACCAAUGUCAAUCUGGAUACAGCCAGUUCCGAAGAUGUGCUAUGCUACAUGGCCAUUUCUGAAAAUGAAUACAAUGGCCAUCUAGGGGCACGUAUUUCGUCUAUCUUUGUGAUUCUUUUCGUUUCAUCUGCCUUCACCGUCUUCCCCGUCUUCUCUCAACGAAUGCCAAGAUGGAAAAUUCCAUUCAGCGUAUACAUUUUUGCCAGAUACUUCGGAACAGGUGUCAUUUUGGCUACGGCUUUCGUCCAUCUCCUUGAUCCUGCGUAUAAACGAAUCGGUCCGAAAACCUGCGUUGGAGUAUCUGGGUACUGGGGGGAAUAUUCUUGGUGUGCAGCCAUUGUUCUUGCGUCUGUGGUUAUUAUCUUCUUGUUAGAUCUUGCCGCUGAGGUCUAUGUUGAGCAUAAAUAUGGUGUUCAUCGAGAUGAAGAUGCGACCAAUGCUUUCAUUCAACAUCAUGAUCACCUUGACUCGAAUGGGGAAUCUACCUCUGUCCAAGACCUGGAGAAGACUACACCCACGCCAAUCUCCAAUAAAAAGCCGGCUGAUUUGACAUCCUCGGGAGACUCUGUCAUAGCCGAACGAUCAUUCCGUCAACAGAUCGCAGCCUUUCUUCUUCUGGAAUUCGGUAUCAUCUUCCACUCCGUCAUUAUCGGACUUAACCUUGGUGUUACCGGCUCCGAAUUCUCAACUUUAUACCCAGUCCUAGUCUUCCAUCAAUCCUUCGAGGGACUCGGUAUCGGAGCUAGAAUGUCUGCUAUCCCCUUUGGAGACCAUACUUGGCUUCCCUGGAUCCUAUGCGCAGUUUACGGCUUGACUACUCCUAUUUCAAUCGCGAUUGGCUUGGGUGUGCGCACUACCUAUGCGCCGGGAUCUAAAGUGUCGUUGAUUAUUCAAGGCGUACUUAAUGCUGUAUCUGCUGGAAUCUUGAUUUAUAGUAGCUUGGUGGAGCUUCUCGCUAGAGAUUUCUUGUUUGAUCCGUGUCGGACAAAGCGCCGAUCUCGACUCUUGUUUAUGGUUGCGUGCACUUUGUUGGGAGCGGGAAUUAUGGCGUUGAUUGGAAAAUGGGCUUAA
Messenger RNA from Penicillium angulare, 1089 nucleotides. RefSeq lists its product as uncharacterized. Bases 1 to 1089 code for a protein of 362 amino acids. Gene Ontology annotation, biological process: zinc ion import across plasma membrane. The transcript has a single exon. Lineage: Eukaryota; Fungi; Ascomycota; Eurotiomycetes; Eurotiales; Aspergillaceae. The record is from RefSeq and is a predicted model, not a curated record. Gene Ontology annotation, molecular function: high-affinity zinc transmembrane transporter activity. Gene Ontology annotation, cellular component: plasma membrane.